AUGGCUCGUCCGCGAAUAAUACUACCCACAGUGCUCCUGGCAGCGCUGUGUCUCGGCCUCUACGGCUUCUUCUUCGGCCCGGGCAGCAAAUCCCCCCACCCCCUCGACUCCUUCUACCCGCACCACAACCCCCCCGCCGCCGCCGCACCCCCACCCACCCUCCGCACCACCUCCUUCACCCCCACCGACCAAUCCCUCCUCGCCCGCAAGCCCCGCUACGCCAUCACCUCCAGCGUACAAACCGCCUCCUUCACCGCAAUGGCGCUCCUCCUCGGCUACUCCAUCCAAAAACACAACGACCUGGCGGCGAUGGACGCCGAGCUCGUCCUCCUCAUCCGCGAAGACGCCGUCGACGGCGUCACCGCCGAGAACCGGACACGCCUCGAGGCGGCCGGCUGGACGCUCCGCGUCGCCGAGGAGCUCACCUUCCCCGGCGUCGACAACAGCGCCAUCCGCGCGCACCACCGGCACAACCUCAACAAGCUGCACCUGUGGACGUGGACCGAGUACGAGAAGAUCCUCUUCAUCGACGCCGACGUCGUGUGCAAGGGCAGCCUGGCGGAGCUGUGGGAGAUGCCCGGCGAGUUUGCGGCGGCCCCCGAUGUGUGGUGGGAUGUGAUUACGGAUAGCAGGUUUAAUUCGGGGGUCGUGGUGUUUAGGCCCGGCGUGGAGACGUUCAGUGAUAUGAUUGGCAAGGUGUCGGAUCCGGCGUAUCAUCAGCCGAAUGAUGCGGACCAGGCGUUUUUGAAUGCGUAUUAUCGGUUUAGGUUCUUUGGGCUGCCGUAUAAAUAUAACUUCAAUCUCAUUAUGUAUCAAUACCACCGCGAGGCGUGGGAUAUGCUGUGGGAUGAGGCGGUCCUGAUCCACUUCACGGUCAAGAAGCCGCGGUCGAAUCCGGACGAGCACUGCCACGAGGACUGCGCGGAGUGGGAGGUUCUUGAGUGGUACGGCCAGUACUUUCGCGAGAUGCGGGCCUAUUAUGGCUGGGACAACGAGCUGCCGGACUAUCAGUGA
Morchella importuna is the source of this 1014-nucleotide messenger RNA. RefSeq lists its product as uncharacterized. Gene Ontology annotation, molecular function: glycosyltransferase activity. The record is from RefSeq and is a predicted model, not a curated record. NCBI's taxonomy places the organism in Eukaryota, Fungi, Ascomycota, Pezizomycetes, Pezizales, Morchellaceae. The coding region runs from base 1 to 1014 and encodes 337 amino acids. Gene Ontology annotation, cellular component: cytoplasm. The transcript is spliced from 4 exons.